GCAACGUCUUGAGGACGCAAGAAGAAACGCCAUAAUGACUUUCCAUUUGUAUCUCGCCGUGACAGCAAGCCCCCUGCUGGAUCCAUUCUUCCAUUUCGGUUCCUGCUGGAUCUAGUGUCUAGUCCUCCUCCCUGUCCAUGGCGUAGUCCUCCUCCCUGUGACCUCCAUCUCGAUCUUUGUGGCCCACCAACCAACAACCUCUUCUCCAUGGCGAAGCGGCAGCAGCUUGCCCCGAGCGGAACAAGCCAACAGGACUGCAGCAGCCGUCUUCCGCCGGAGCUCACGGAGCGCAUCGGCGAGCUGCUCCCGUCUGGCCGCGAGGCGGCCGCCUUCCGCUCCGUCUGCUCCACGUGGCGCGCCGCGGUGCCCUUCUCGAGCUUCGCGCCGGUGGUGAUGCUCCCAUUCGAUCCGCAGUCGUCCGACGGCGCCGUCCAAUUUUACAGGGUGACAGAUGGGGAGGUUUUCACCAAGAAACUGCCCGCUGUGCGUGGCAAGGCGCUCUGCGGCUCGUCGCACGGCUGGUUGGUGCUGGUGGACAAGGUCGCAGCCAUGACGCUGCUCAACCCCUUCACGGGCGCCACCGCUGAACUACCGCCGCCGGGCGAGCAGAUCAAGCUAGGCGCCGUCGUGCUGUCCUCGCCGCCCGGCACCGUUGGCUGCGUGGCCGUGGCGGCGAUCGAGCGGUCGGUUAUGGUCGCCUUCUGCCGCGUCGGGGUCGACCACGCGUGGUCACUUCUCGACACCAACCUAAAGUGCUGUGUCCACAGCAUCGUCCACUGCCGCGGCCGGUUCGUGGCCAUCGGCUGCGACGGGGAGAUCUCCAUCUUGGACGUCGCCAGCGCCGCAGUUCCCAACGCGACGCCGGUGCCAUACUUCUGUUUCCCGGAUCCUCUCAUCAUUCGCAGCUACCUGCAGGUGAACGGCGAGCUGCACGUCAUCGGCAACGUCGUGCGAACGUCCCUCAGGGAGCGGACCAUCACCUACCGCACCCGCGUCUACAAGUGCGACGUCUUCGCCGCCGGGACGCCCGUGUGGUCCAGGGUUACGAGCAACACCGAUCUCACAAUUUUCAUGUCCAACAACUUCAUGUCCAGCUUCGGUGGAGCAAGCGUCCCAGGCCUGGACUCCAAUUCCCUCUGCUUCUCUGAGCAUCUCUAUGGCCGUCCGCACCAUCAGCUCGAGAUCAUUAAAAUUUCCAAUGGCAGGUCACAGCUACUAGCUUAUCAUCCAAGGAUUAAGGGCUCCGAGCCUCUCUGCUGGAUUAAACCCAAUCUGUGGCCAAAAGGGGCAAAUGCUAAUGCUUGAAACGGUGAAACAUUGCUGGAAUUUCCUUCCAAGCCUGAUGUGUGAUGCAAUGAGAGUCACAGGCUAAAUAUUAUUGUUGAUUUGCAAAUUAUCAUUCGGGCAGACAUACUUAUUCUUUUUCAGGACCAACAUAUCUUCAUUUUAAUUU
Lolium perenne is the source of this 1453-nucleotide messenger RNA. RefSeq names its product F-box protein At2g05970-like. The record is from RefSeq and is a predicted model, not a curated record. Lineage: Eukaryota; Viridiplantae; Streptophyta; Magnoliopsida; Poales; Poaceae.